Messenger RNA from Danio rerio (zebrafish), 471 nucleotides. The record is from RefSeq and is a predicted model, not a curated record. NCBI's taxonomy places the organism in Eukaryota, Metazoa, Chordata, Actinopteri, Cypriniformes, Danionidae.
ACUUACUUUACUGUCAAGUGAAAAAUCAUCUCGCUGCAAUGGCAAGAACCAAGCAGACCGCCCGUAAAUCCACCGGAGGUAAGGCCCCUAGGAAGCAGCUCGCAACCAAAGCUGCUCGUAAAAGCGCACCAGCUACCGGUGGCGUCAAAAAGCCUCACCGCUACAGGCCCGGAACCGUGGCUCUGAGAGAGAUCCGCCGUUAUCAGAAGUCAACUGAGCUGCUGAUCCGCAAACUUCCCUUCCAGCGUCUGGUGAGAGAAAUUGCUCAAGACUUCAAGACUGAUCUGCGUUUCCAGAGCUCCGCUGUCAUGGCCCUGCAGGAGUCCAGCGAGGCUUAUCUGGUGGGUCUGUUUGAGGACACAAACCUGUGUGCCAUCCACGCCAAGAGGGUCACCAUCAUGCCCAAAGACAUCCAGCUGGCCCGCCGCAUCCGCGGAGAGCGCGCUUAAACCCACUUGUGACGCAACAAAA